This is a messenger RNA of Echinostoma caproni, 687 nucleotides long. NCBI's taxonomy places the organism in Eukaryota, Metazoa, Platyhelminthes, Trematoda, Plagiorchiida, Echinostomatidae. The record is from the annotation of a GenBank genome assembly.
GGCAAUUUUUGUAAUAGUGUGAAUGCCGAUUUACACCUGGUUCCAAUGGUCGGUGUCGUCCAAGCCAAGACAGAUAUGUUGGAUAUUGUGUACAAUUCCGAUGUAUUGGUGGUUGACAUGAGCAUAAAAACUCAACAGUUCCUUCUAAAUUAUCAUAUUGGCGUUCGGGAACACCUUAAACGUUAUGAUAACAUAGUGCUCGUUCUGUUUUCCCGUGGAAAAGUUACAGAGGAGUUAAAUAGGACGAAACUCUUUCCCUAUGUGAUCACUGAUGCAGGCGUAGCGGUGUCUCUAGAUGAUCGUUAUAUACAAGCUUCCUUUGAAGAAUACGAUAAUCUCAGGAAUCAGGUUUGCUCAAGACUUCCAGCUUUAUCAGAAAAUCUUGAAAGAACUUUCUCGGAAUUGGAAACUCGUAACAGAGCCACCCUCAAGGAGCGAUUCAUCGCGGAUAUCCGACGCGUACGUGAACAAUACAAAGGGGCGGAACUAAGGGAGCGGCUUCGGACAAUGCGGCGUCGAUUGGACGAUCCCGAGAUGCUAUCAACGGAGAUUCUACUCAAUAUGCUACUUUCCUAUCGUGAUUCUGAGUUUAAUAAUCGCCAACAGGUAGUUUGCCUCGUUUUGUACGCUAUGGGUCUUGUUGCACCUAAUUCAGAGGCACGAAAGACCACUUGUGAUUUUACCUAA